Messenger RNA from Suncus etruscus (white-toothed pygmy shrew), 4515 nucleotides. RefSeq names its product anillin, actin binding protein (gene ANLN). The record is from RefSeq and is a predicted model, not a curated record. The transcript is spliced from 25 exons. Lineage: Eukaryota; Metazoa; Chordata; Mammalia; Eulipotyphla; Soricidae. Bases 1 to 3339 code for a protein of 1112 amino acids. Gene Ontology annotation, biological process: septin ring organization; actomyosin contractile ring assembly; mitotic cytokinesis. Gene Ontology annotation, cellular component: actomyosin contractile ring.
AUGCUAAGCGAGUCAGAGAGCCACUCUCAGAAGCAAAUAACCAGCAGUCCCUGCCUGGUGAUGAAGGUUGAUACAGGCCUAAACAAUCAAAUAUCAACGAAGUCCUGUACAAAGCCAUCUCCUUCCAAAAAGCGCUGUUCUGACAAUACUGAAGUGGAAGUCUCUAAUCUGGAAAAUGAACAGCCCGUAGAGUCAGCUCCUAUCAAAUCUUGUUCUCCAAGUCCUUCAUCUUCUCAGGCACAGCCAAAAGCCUCAGCUCCUGCCAGCGAGCCUGUGGCCCCAACUGAACCAUCACUGGUCUCGAGGAGAGGCCUGAGCUCAGAACCAGAAGCUGCCACAGCCUCAUCAGUCAGAACAAGAAUGCAGAGACUGGCUGAACAGAGGCGCCACUGGGAGACAAGUGAGGCUACAGAACCCUCAGCUGAUCCACCUGAAGGUUGCCGCCCUUCAGUGUUGUCAUCAGAGGGCAGGUCUGUAUCCCCUCCCACACCAUCCCCUUCUGGUGACCCAUCCGCUCCCCUUGGCAGAAGGGGCCGUCUAGCCAAUCUUGCCGCUACUAUUUGCUCCUGGGAAGAUGAUGUCAGUUACUCAUCUGCAAAACAAAACAGUGCCCGGGAACAGCCUGGCACCACUUGUUUAUCCAAACUUUCAUCUGCAAGUGCAUCUGCUGGCAUCAAUAGCAGCAGUGUUAAGCAGGAAGCUACAUGCUGUUCCCAAAAGGAUGGUGCUGGAUCUUUGAAGAACGUCCCAACCGCCAGCGCUGCGAUUUCCAGCUCUGCGAAAGCUACUUCUUCCCCAGUGAAAUCUUCUAUUACAUUCUGCACUGAUACUAAAAAUUGUGAGAUUCAAACUCCUGAGCGACUUAAAAAAACUCCAAUUAGUCCUCUGAAAACAGAGGCCUCAAAACUGGUUGGAAAGUCUACUGUGUCCCAGACAGUACAACGCAAAGAAGAAUCAAAUAGAGAAACUGGUUUGCAGUCUCAGACUAACACCAAUUCUACACAAGGGGUCACAGUGAUUAAGCCUUUCCCGAAACGCUUUGCAGAGCGCUGUCACGAACACAGCAAAGAAAGCCCAGCUCGUAGCACACCCCACAGAACUCCUGUUAUCACUCCCAACACUAAGGCCAUCCAAGAGAGAUUAUUCAAGCAAAACUCUUCUUCAUCCAGCACACAUUUAGCUCAACAGCUUAAGCAGGAACGUGAAAAAGAACUAGCAUGUCUUCGUGGCCGAUUUGACAGGGGAAAUUUAUGGAGUGCAGAAAAAGGUCAAAACUCAAGCAAAAAACCAGAAAGCAAAAAGGAAAUUCACUGCCAGAACACUCCCCUCGGAAAACAUCAACCUGUUUCAAAUACUCCAUCUCUUGCAGUAACAGAAUUUCAAACAGAGAAUCAAACACCAACAGAACCUUCCAGUAUACACCCAGCAGGUUCCAUUGAAUGUGAAAUGAAGUCCAGCCCUUUGAAAAUAACUUUGUUUUUAGAAGAGAAAAACAAUAUAAAUGUAGCAUCAGACCCAGAGGUUGAGUGCCAGACUGAAGCACUACAUGAGAUUGAAAUGAGUGUGGAUGAUGAUAUCAAUAGUUCAAAAGUAAUUAAUGACAUCUUCAGUGAUGUCCUUGAGGAAGGUGAAGUAGAUGUGGAAAGGAAUAAAGAAGAGAUGAAUCAAGCAGAAGCAGAAAGCAGUGAAGAGCAGGAAGAUGCACUGAACAUCUCCUCAAUGUCUUUACUUGCUCCAUUAGCACAGACAAUUGGUGUUGUUAGUCCAGAGAGCUUAGUUUCCUUGCCUGAAUUGGGAUCAGAGGACACCAGCAUAAAUGAAAGUCCCAAACCAGGAAAAUUUCAAAGGACCCGUGUUCCUCGAGCCGAAUCUGGUGAUAGCAUUGGCUCUGAAGAUCGUGAUCUUCUUUAUAGCAUUGAUGCUUAUAGAUCUCAAAGAGUCAAAGAAACAGAACGACCUUCAAUUAAACAAGUGAUUGUUCGGAAGGAAGAUAUCACUUCAAAAUUAGAGGAAAAGAAUAAAUCCAUUUCUUGUCAAGUCACUGUCAAACAGAAAAUGCAGGAACUCAGUAAUGAAAUCAACCUGCAGCAGACAGUGAUCUAUCAAGCUAGCCAGGCUCUCAAUUGCUGUGUUGACGAAGAGCAUGGUAAAGGGUCUCUAGAAGAAGCUGAAGCAGAAAGACUUCUUUUAAUUGCAACUGAGAAGAGAACACUUUUGAUUGAUGAGCUGAAUAAACUCAAGAAUGAAGGGCCUCUGAGGAAGAAUAAUCAGGCUGGUGGCCCCAAAUCCCAAAGAGACUUUGUCCCAUCUAAAGGAUCAGUGACUUUGUCAGAAAUCCGCUUACCUUUAAAAGCAGAUUUUGUCUGCAGUACAGUUCAGAAACCAGAUGCAGCAAAUUAUUAUUUCUUGAUUAUGCUAAAAGCGGGCCCCCAAAAUCUGGUAGCUACACCAUUAGCCAAUGCUUCAAACUCUGUUAAUGGAGAUGCUCUGACAUUCACUACGACCUUUACUCUGCAAGAUGUGUCCAAUGACUUUGAGAUAAAUAUUGAAGUUUACAGCUUGGUACAAAAGAAAGAUUCCUUAGGCACUGAUAAGAAGAAAAAGGCAUCUAAAUCCAAGGCUAUUACUCCAAAACGACUUCUCACAUCCAUAACUACAAAAAGCAAUCUUCAUUCUUCAGUUAUGGCCAGUCCGGGUGGCCUCAAUGCUGUUCGGACCAGCAAUUUUGCCCUCGUGGGUUCUUACACUUUAUCACUGUCUUCAGUGGGAAACACUAAAUUUGCACUGGACAAGAUAAAUUAUGAUGUAAAAGAGCGAGAGCUACUGGGCUAUAUGUUCCAGGAAAAGGUACCCUUUUUAUGCCCUUUGGAAGGUCAUAUUUAUUUGAAAAUAAAAUGUCAAGUAAAUUCUAGUGUUGAAGAAAGAGGCUUUUUAACUAUAUUUGAAGAUGUGAGUGGCUUUGGUGCCUGGCAUCGGAGAUGGUGUAUUCUUUCUGAAAAUUGUAUCUCUUACUGGACUUACCCAGAUGAUGAACAACGAAAGACUCCUAUAGGAAGGAUAAACUUGGCCAAUUGUACCAGCCGUCACAUAGAACCAGCCAACAGAGAAUUUUGUGCAAGACGCAACACUUUUGAAUUGAUCACUGUCCGACCACAGAGAGAAGAUGACCGAGAGACACUUGUUAGUCAGUGCAGGGACACGCUGUGUGUCACCAAGAACUGGCUGUCAGCAGAUACCAAGGAGGAGCGGGAUCUCUGGAUGCAAAAACUCAAUCAAGUUCUUGUUGACAUUCGGCUCUGGCAACCUGAUGCUUGCUACAAACCUGUUGGAAAACCUUAGAUUGUGGGUGGUCUCUGCUUUGUAGAAGAUUAUUGAGCUAAGGGAUAAAUAUAGCUUAAGAGCACCAGGUUGCUGAUUGUAUUUUAUGCUUUAAAUGCAAAAGGGUAUGUGCCAAUAUUCACUACAUAUUAUGCAGUAUUUAUAUCUUUUGUAUGUAAGACUUUAAUUGAUUUCCUUCCAUCAUAAAUGAUGGGAAGAAAAUUCAUUUGUUAAUUUAGUCUAUUUUGCUAAAUCUUAAUUUAAUAGCCUUGAUUUUCUAGAAAUUGAAUUAUUCAGAUAUUCUUGAUAAAAAUUUUGUUUAAGCAAGAAAUUCUAUAUUGCAGUUUUUGGAGCUGUGGGUCUUGAAACAGAAAGGUUCUCCAUCGGUAGAGCUAGAAGCCCUGACUUUUGGUGAGCCUUUCUCUAGUCUCAGAACUUUUUCAUAAAGAUUGGUGAUCAUGGUAUGUCUUUUUAGAGAACUGAAAAGAGUGCUAAGUGAAUUCAGAAGGGUGUUUAGUAAUGGAGAUCCUAUUUUUCCAAAUAGCAUGUUUAUCUAGUUUAAAGCUUGAAGCUGUCUUCAAAUAAUAGGUACAUAGACACUAUUAUACAAUAUUUGAGAGCUUUAUUUAGAAGAUCUAAUAAGGACAUGGUUUACCUAUUCAUUUACUACAGAUGAGAUGCUGUGUGAUGCACAUUUUCCUAGAAUAUAGGCUUUCAAAAGUUUAGUUGUUGUGUAACUAACUUAUUCACUCCUGAAAUUUAUGUGGCAUAUUAGUUCUUUCUAUUCUUAAAACAAGAACAAAUUUAAAUUCUAGAAUCCUAUUAUAAAAGAAAACUUUACCAAGCUGCUAUGGACUAAUAUUUUGCUCGCCAAAGUUCUUGUCCUUUCAUUUUUCAUGUUCAUAUAUGACAGUAUCUAGAAAUCCAUAUAAAAUUACUUGGAAAACUGUUGUGUAUUAAUCUUCAAAAAAGCCUUACAUAAGGAUAUUUUUGUCAUUGUUUAAAGUAUUGUUAACACUGUUCUCUCAACUUUUAACUAUGAUUUCAAUUCCUUUUCUGUGUUGUUAACGUUACUGAUGAUCUCAUUUAUAAACACUAACUUCUGUCAUUUGUCAUUUUUUUAUUCAUUCAAAUGUUUUUCUUUUGUAUAUUAUAAAAUAUAUUUUAUGCUCUUACCCAAAUAAAGAAUUGCAAAUA